This is a messenger RNA of Babesia ovata, 300 nucleotides long. Its product is annotated as G-type lectin S-receptor-like serine threonine-kinase RLK1, putative. Lineage: Eukaryota; Apicomplexa; Aconoidasida; Piroplasmida; Babesiidae. The transcript has a single exon. The coding region runs from base 1 to 300 and encodes 99 amino acids. The record is from RefSeq and is a predicted model, not a curated record.
AUGCAAAUCCCUCCAGCCUGCAGCACCGCCUUUGCCGCACUGCUCCGCCAGCCUGGUGAAGGCGUCGCACAGUGUGGGCAGCAGGGUGAGAAAGACCUUGGCGCACAUGGCGCCGUAUGGCGUCAGGCUGCUGACGUUUGUGACGGUGACGGACUUUGUGCCUUGGGAUCUUACGGUCUCGGUGGCAGUCUCAUUUUCGACCAAGUCGGAGGUGAACGUCUGCCCGGCGUAGGCAGAGACGUACGCACAUGUGAACUCGGCGGCGAACUUUGUGAGCCCCUCCACCAGGCCGUCCAGUAG